GGAAGUAAACUGUCAACCUCUCAGGCGGUGCUGGGUUGUUUUGCUAAAGCACUAACUAUCCUUGCUAGCAGCCUCGGUCAACCAGAAAUUAAUUCUCGCAUUUUUCGAUUGUUUACGUUUUCAAUGAAAUUGUAUCACAUCUCGUAGAUCAUAAAUCGUAAGAAGUCAGACUGAGAUAUAUUGUAAUUUCAGUGUAGUUCCCAAGCGAUUCCCAGCAUGACUUCUCGUCGGCCGGACAGCUUCGAAGGUUUGGGUUACAGGGGCAGGGAGGAUCCGUCAUUCAGCGGGGGCUAUUCGGGCAGGUCAUUCAAUAAUUCAUCUAGCUCUGACCUCCAGCAUUGGGUCACCACACCUCCUGAUAUACCUGGCAGCAGAAACCUGCAUUUUGGCGAUCGCACGCCCCAAUUUGAGACGGCACCUGCCCCACCUGGAGCAGCAGAGGAAGCCCAAUCAGCGGCUCCACCGUCCGAACAGCUGAACAGAUUUGCUGGGUUUGGGAUAGGUCUUGCAAGCCUCUUCACAGAAAAUGUCCUGGCACAUCCCUGCAUUGUGUUUCGACGUCAGUGUCAGGUGAACUACCAUGCCAGGUGUUAUCACUUGUCCCCACUGACUGCCAUCAGCGUUAUGUACAAUGUCACCAAAACUCAGGGUCCAAAGGCUUUAUGGAAAGGAAUGGGCAGCACUUUUGUGGUACAGGGGGUCACGCUGGGAACAGAGGGCAUCAUUAGCGAAUGCACACCUUUACCAAGGGAGUUAUCACACAAGUGGAACCCUAAACAAGUUGUGGGACACUUAGUACUCAAAGGUUUGACAUAUGUGGUUGCAAUGCCGUUUUACUCAGCAAGUCUCAUUGAGACCGUACAGAGUGAAAUAAUCCGAGACAACCCCGGCAUCCUGGACUGUGUGAAAGAGGGUAUUGGGCGUGUAAUAGGAAUGGGAGUGCCUCACAGCAAGCGUCUCCUUCCCCUCUGGAACCUGGUGUUCCCCACGGUUCUCCACGGUAUCCUCCACUAUGUUAUCAGUUCCAGCGUGCAGCGGCUGGUUCUUUACCUGCUGCGGCGUCGGAACAAUGGCUCACCAAAGCACUCGUCCCCUGACUCACAAACGGACGCGGUCCAGUCUAUGCUGGAUUCAUACUUCCCUGAGCUCAUGGCCAGCUUUGCUGCUAGCCUGGUUGCAGAUGUGCUGCUGUUUCCUUUGGAAACGGUGUUGCACAGGCUGCAUAUCCAGGGAACACGCACUAUCAUCGACAACACUGACCUGGGUUUUGAAGUGUUGCCAAUAAACACGCAGUAUGAAGGAAUGAGGGACUGUAUUAAUGCUAUUCGGCAUGAGGAGGGCACCAUGGGCUUCUACAAAGGCUUCGGGUCCAUCGUGGUGCAAUACUCGCUUCACGCCUCAGUUCUGCAGAUCACCAAGAUGAUCUACUCAAUGCUGCUGCGAAACACUUAAAUAGAAUGAUUUGGAAAACAUCGAUUCCUUCCUUAUUCAUGGAAAGGUCCUUUUUUGGUUGAGUUGGACAUUCCAAAAAUGUGCCCUGAUAUGAAUUGAUCAUUGCAGACAUUUGAGGUCCUCUCUACCUCUUCCUGUGAUUUGUCAGUCUACUUGUUUCAUAAAGCGCACUG
Messenger RNA from Carassius carassius (crucian carp), 1625 nucleotides. RefSeq names its product mitochondrial outer membrane protein SLC25A46. Gene Ontology annotation, biological process: axon development; mitochondrial fission; mitochondrial membrane fission. Bases 217 to 1452 code for a protein of 411 amino acids. The transcript has 8 exons. NCBI's taxonomy places the organism in Eukaryota, Metazoa, Chordata, Actinopteri, Cypriniformes, Cyprinidae. The record is from RefSeq and is a predicted model, not a curated record. Gene Ontology annotation, cellular component: mitochondrial outer membrane.